Messenger RNA from Heterotrigona itama, 1254 nucleotides. The record is from the annotation of a GenBank genome assembly. NCBI's taxonomy places the organism in Eukaryota, Metazoa, Arthropoda, Insecta, Hymenoptera, Apidae.
AGAAUUACGCGUUUGACACGAAAGUUGCUGGCCGGUCCGCGAUCCGAUUUUCCAGAGUCUGGAGAAACCGGGCUGGCCAUUGGUGGGGGAUAUUUAGGGGAUAUAAGGUACUGUAACGAGACAAGGCGGCCCGUACAUACAGGAGUUCGAAUAGAUAGUGAAAGUCCCACAGAGCUAACAAGAGUGCAAGAGGGCAAGAGGGGGGUAGGAAUGGGGGACCCGAGUAAGGUACUGUUAUUGCUAGCUGCCAUACUGGCGGUAUCGGGCCAGCAAUACCAGCAACCAGGUGUCAACUACGUCGACGAAUAUUCAGCGUACGAGUCCCCCACGAGACCGGCCCAUCCGACUCCGCGGAGUUACGCCGCUGAUUCUGCGCCGAGUCGGCAAUCAGCUGGCCCUGCCACGCCGAAACCAACGCCGGUGGCCAUCCUCAAGCAGAUCAACAGGCACAACGAAGAUGGCUCGUACACGUACGGGUUCGAGGGCGCGGACGGCUCGUUCAAGAUCGAGACGAAGCUACCGACCGGCGAGGUGAAGGGUAAAUACGGGUUCGUGGACGACACUGGGAAGGUGCGUGUGGUCGAGUACGGCGCGAAUCAGUACGGCUUCCAGCCGGCUGGCGAGGGUAUCACGGUCGCGCCACCGACUCUCGUAGACGAGACGACGAACAAGGAGCCGCUGCCGGCGAACUAUCAAGAGGAUUACCCGCAACCGGCUGCCAGACCCGCGCCUGCGCCAGCCGCAGCUCGGCCAGCAUCCCUUCAACAGCUUCAGUACGAGCAGCCAGCCUACCAACAGCCCCAGACUCACACUCAGGCUGUCUACGCGCCCAGGCAGCAGCCAGCAAGCCUCCCCAAGCCCCCGAUUUUCACGCCGGCUGCCCCUCAAUCCACCCUCAGACAGACCUCCCUCAUCCAGCCCGAGGAGCCGGCACCCCCCUCUCAAUUGUACAACCAGGGCCCAGCCCAAUUUGGCCCCGCUCCCGUCCAGGAACACCGUUCCCAGCCGCAACCUCGCAGCCAGAACGGCGGCAUCCUCGAUCAACUAGCCAGGGAUUACGCUCUGCCUCAGGGUGUCGCGCCGCCAUUGCACGACAUCAGCUUCGAUUAUAGAACGGUGGUAACGAUCAUGGUUCUUGAGCUUUCUUUCGGUAAUAAGUGUAAAGCUGUCAUGGCUGCCUACCGAGUCCAGUACUUGCCAUUGGAAUCGAACGUGACGAGCACGUGGAAAUGCGGAAGAAACGGUCACACCCAG